Molecule: messenger RNA, 1974 nt
Organism: Racocetra fulgida
Lineage: Eukaryota; Fungi; Glomeromycota; Glomeromycetes; Diversisporales; Gigasporaceae
Source: the annotation of a GenBank genome assembly
AUGAUCCAAUUCACUCCCUUAAAUGCCGACGCUGUUCCUUCGCAGGCCCAGAUACUGGUGGAUCCUCUCGAUGCACCGUUCCGGGAAUGCGAAAAAGAAUAUAAUUUAGCACUUCGUCGCGAUCAUGAUAGCGCAAAAGAGACUUAUAAACGACUUCUUAAACACGAAUUAAUGAGGAAUCCAGCAGAUAACAAUGGUAUUCCAUUAGCACAGCGAAUAACUAGAUUAAAGUAUUGUAUUUUAAGAAAUUAUGGUGAGAUAUGGGAGAAAGAGUAUGAAAUGCAAAAAACAAGAAUGGAUGCUCAAAAUGCGAUUGAAUACUAUAAUAGGGCAUUGCAAAUAGAUCCCAGCGAUCAUAGCAUCCGACUAAAGAUUGGCAAGCUUGCUAUGUCAGAAGAAAUUAAUGAUCGUGAAGCUGCUCUCAGUGCUUUUAAAAAGAUUCUUGAAGAUAUUGACAUAAUAUCAUCAUCUGCAAACUCUGAAGCACACUCGGCUCUGUUGGAAACUGUGCCAAGGCGAAUUAAACCAUCGGGCCAAUUCAUUUCUACUACCGUUGCAUCUCAUAACGUUCAUUUACAGCACACUACAUGGACAGGGUUGGGAGAAUUGUUGUUAGAUACUUACGACGGAAUGAUGAGCGGUCGGAUUAAACUGGAAAGUGAUACACAUAUUUCUGUAACUAGUAGACGUAUUAUAAUUGAUUGGGAAAUCACAAAACCAUCAGCAACAAUUGAUGUAAAUAAAUCAAUUAUUACAAAAUUAGAUCCGGAUUUUUGGCCUAAUGAUCAGUCAUCAAAUAUUGAUGAUCAAAUAGACAAGUUUUUAGAAUAUUUCACAAAGUCAUGGACCUUUCACAUUUCUCGUGAAGACCAUGGAGAUAUGAUAGAACAAGCAAUUAAUACGUCAAGGUUCAUUUUGUCAUAUACUCACAUUUCAUUAUUAAAAAGGCCGAAAGCAACCUCGGAUCCGCGUUUUUACCGGUUUACACCAAAUACAAAUCCUUACAUUCCAUCUUCAUAUUUUAUCGAUACUCCGGAAGCACAUUCAAUGUUAAUUACAUUUAUUGAAAAGAUGAAUGAUAUAAAUUCGGGAAUAUUAGAUUGUUUAUGUAUGUACGUUAUGCAUUUGUUCGGACAUUUUGUGCGUUCCGAUGAUGGAACUCUUAAAGCCUUAUGGCUUUACCGUUGGCCUGAUAGUUUGAAAGAAGUUAUGAGGGCGAUUCUUUCUAGAAUUGAUCGUCGCUUAUUAGAGAUGAUUGAAAAUUCUUGUACCAGUUGGGAUGAAAAAAGUGACUUAGUUGAGAUAAUGAUGAAUAAUAGCGAGGAUAACAUUUUUAUGCAGAUGAAGCAAAAGUCUGAGGUUGACACGACUCCACCGAAAAAUCAUAACACCACCGCUGUUGACCUCGACCAUGAAACCGCCGAGUUAUUGUUCCGAGAAAUACGAAACUAUCUAAAUCAGAAAUCAGACAAGAUGUACAAAGCAUGGGCGAUCAAAAAUGAUGUCAAAGACACUUGGAAAACUCGACAUUUUCUUGAAGACGAUAUAAACUUUUACGAGGCAGUUCAAUAUAAAGAACAUAAUCAUGAUGUCAAAGAACUUGGUUCUGUCUCAAGUCGAGAUUCUGAUAGGGACUAUGGAUAUCAGGUGUAUGCAAUGAUGUCGGAACCAAUGUCAAUGGAAGCUUUCUCACUAAGUCCUUCUCAUGCAGAAACUUGGCGCAAGCCCGAUGAUGCACAAGCAUGUCAAUUUGCAGCUUAUUGCUUCGGCAAGGCAUUGGAACUUGAAUCCCAAUUAUUGAAACAAAGUGAUAUUGCAAAUAUUUCUCCAGAAUAUACACCGAAUGAUACACCCAACGGGACCGAACACAACACACCAUAUGGAACACCUGAAACUCCAACUAAUUCCUCAGUUUCAUCUGCAAAUGGCUCUGCAACUAUAGCACCUAUUGUCCGGGAUUGGAGGUGUUUGUGA